Molecule: messenger RNA, 1761 nt
Organism: Lytechinus pictus (painted urchin)
Lineage: Eukaryota; Metazoa; Echinodermata; Echinoidea; Temnopleuroida; Toxopneustidae
Product: retinol dehydrogenase 8-like
Exons: 5
Coding region: 308-1189 (293 amino acids)
Cellular component (GO): cytosol
Molecular function (GO): oxidoreductase activity
Source: RefSeq, a predicted model, not a curated record
AAAGAAAAAUGAAUAAAUUCUAAUAUCGACCGAUCGUUGAACUUAAACAGUAUUUGGCCUGAAUACAAGCCAUGCAUCGUUAUCUAUAUGGGAAUCACUACUAUGACUGACUAGUGGAUGGACUGAUCAUAUUAUGCUGAUCAUCCAUGAUAACUGGCCGAAGGAAUUAGCGCAUAAACAAAGAACCCGAAAUAGAAGAACAAUCAAGUUACCACAGGUUGACUACCCUGGCCUGGGGACGUCCAUCGAUAAACAUUUUGAGGUGUACUUCUUUUGUUGGAUUGCAUAGCUCAGCACUAUAAGAAAUAUGGCACCAAAGAUUGCGCUGAUCACGGGUUGCUCCUCUGGUAUUGGUUUAGCUACAGCUGUAAAGCUUGCCCGGGAUGCAGCGAAAGGGUACGUGGUCUACGCUACAAUGAGAAACCUUGCCAAGAGGAAUGAGUUGGAGAAGGCUGCUGAGAAUGAACUCAAUACUACGCUAUUCGUUCUCGAGCUCGACGUAACGAAACACGACACGAUUACGACUGCGAUCAGUACUGUGAUAGAGAAGCACGGUCGUUUGGAUAUUCUAGUCAACAACUCUGGAGUAGGUAUUUAUGGUCUUCUCGAAAACACGACCUUCGAUCAGAUCAGGAUGGUCAUGGAAACAAACUUCUUUGGGGCAGUGAAGAUGACCCAGGAAGUGAUUCCUAUCAUGAAGAAGCAGAGGUCAGGACGUAUCAUCAACAUUAGCAGUACCUGCGGUAUAUUCGGUAUCCCUUACAUGGAGAUCUACUGUGCCUCUAAAUAUGCAAUGGAGGGAUUUUCCGAGAGUCUUGCGGCUACCCUGAGACCUUACAAUAUUUGGGUGACGACUAUUCAACCUGGUCCCGUCCAUACCAAGUUUGGGGAGAACAUCUCGGUCAAUAAUCUUCCGACUUUUGACACUCCUCGUCAACUUGACCCGAGCGACUUGUUUCGACGAUCAGUCGAGAAAAGCUCAUCGGUUCUUAAACAAUCGGGAGAGUUCGAUGAUAAUCCACAGAAACCUGACGACAUAGCUGAUGUUAUCCACAAGGCAAUAACUGAUGAUAGGCCUCAUUUCCAAUACCCGACAAGUGAAUUUCGCAUCAAAUACGCGGCCAAGAAGUUCGUCAACCCUUCUAAUGAUGCAAUGGUCGACUACUUUGCCGACGCGUGUACCCCAUGAGAAACACUUAAAGCAAAUAAUCAUCUCAUAUCUAAAUAAGAUAGCUUUUAUACAACAAAGAUAUUACAUAUAGUUAUUACAUUGCAUAAUUACAUAUCGACUUCAUUCUCCGCACAAAGGAACUUUAUUCAUUCAUCAACUUGUUUUAUCUAGCGACGCUAUGGAAAAUUUCAUUAUUUGGAAGAAUACCAGCAGAUCCAUUCUUGAACUUGCCCAAUAUAAUUCCCUUUUUCUUUUAAAAUCGUAUUUUAUUCAUUUUGGUUGGAUUCCUCUGGAAGAAAACUCUAAAAUAGAUGAUACAAACUAUCGACAUAUUGUUUCAUGAAUUGUGGGAAAUAGGAGGAUUUACUAACAGUUUAAAGUAUUUUUCAUAUUUUUCGGAAAAUGUCACGAGUGAUCAUUAACGAGAAAUGCAAUUGUGACGUUUAUAAAAGUAGAAAAACCAAACUUUAUUUUAAAAGAAAAAUAAAUGAUCAGAUAAUUGGAUUGAAAUACAAUAAUGCUAAAUGUGAUUACGUCAUGGACAAAAUGUAAAAAUAAACCCAAAAGAAUAGUGGACUACUUGUAACUAC